GUAGAAAGUGUCAGUUCAUCAAAAACUUUUAUUAUUAUUUGAUCUAAAAAAAGUUUAAAAAAUCGAUCGAUUGAAAAUGGUAUCGUUCAGUUGGAGCAUGUCGUCCCUUGUGCUAGUCAUUUUAACGGUUAUGAUUCUACCACUGUCGCCGGUGUCAGCAUCCGGUCCCUCAUCUCCAGUCCCCAAUAUGAACCCAAUAGCAGACAGCCCACCACCAGCACCAUUAAGAGCACCAGUACAACCAAAUCGUGUGAUUAAUAUGCCAGCUGAAAAUUUAUUGGAUAGAAUAAAUGCUGCAAACCAUUCGCCGUUAGUGCACUCGCAUUCAGCGCAUGGUCCAGUACACGGUAUUCUGACCAAUCGAGUCCGUGUAAAUCUUAUAAAAUCGUUCAAUAAUGCUGAUCCAAAAUUGAAUGCAAAUAAAAAAGCAUCAUCGAGCCAUUCAGCUCAUAAUCCAGACAAAACUACCGGCAAACGUUUGCGUCAAUAGCACGAAGGAGAUACAAAUUGCGACGUCAACACAAAAUUUAAAAUCGAUCCAUUUUAUAAAAUAAUGUCAACAAGCUAAAAAUUAUUGGUUUCUUGAAAUUGAAAAAUGUUUUUUCAACCUUCGUAAAAUGGCAAUUUGUAUGAAAAUCAUAUGGUUUCCUCAAACUUUUACACGCUAGUGUAAUUUAAUUGUUCAAUAAAGAAUUAAAUUCUUAAUAAAUAAAAA
This is a messenger RNA of Contarinia nasturtii (swede midge), 715 nucleotides long. RefSeq lists its product as uncharacterized. Bases 77 to 490 code for a protein of 137 amino acids. The record is from RefSeq and is a predicted model, not a curated record. NCBI's taxonomy places the organism in Eukaryota, Metazoa, Arthropoda, Insecta, Diptera, Cecidomyiidae. The transcript is spliced from 7 exons.